AUGGUCCAGAACUUCAGUUACUUAUCAAGGCACAAAGCCUACGUGCUGGCUUUGUAUCGCUACACUUUAAGAGCCACUGCCAGUAGAUGUAGCUCUGUUCACCUGCGAUGUCGAAUAAGGAACACACUCAGGGAUAUAAUGUCCAAGCAUAAACAUGAUAAAUCGAGUUGGACCGUCUUUCGGCUUUUAGAGAAGAUGGGUAAGCUGAACAAAUGUUUAAAGCAAGGCGACGUUCAACAGGUAUGGUCCAUGCUAACGGCCAUGGGUAAGAAGAAGAAGCCUCAUAGCAAGAAACCAGUAACUCAUGCGCUGAGGGAGUUCUCGCAGUCAGCACCGGGUACUGAGAGUCUAAGCUUAGUUGAACAAAGAGAAUCACACAUGUUGGCCCAGUACAUUAGCCGCAACCAACAACACGGCAGACUGCCACGUCAUAUACCGCAUGAAUACCAAAUGAAACUUUUACUGCCGUUAGCUACACAUGAGAAGGACGUCGAGAAGCUUCGUAUGAUCGAGGCUCAGCUCUCUAAGGGGCCUCCAAAGUGCUUCUUGACGUCUACAGCAGCAGGCUCAGGUAAAAUUUGGUUUGUAAGAUCAGCCGUUAACAAAGGCAAGAGACAGUCCAGAAAUCUGGGCAUAUUUCUGCGUCGUGAGAAGAAACUAGCCCAGAAGAGAUUAAAUUACUGGGAAAGCUGUAAGAAUAAUGCUAAUUGGGCGUUGCAUGAAGCCAUAUGGGAGCAAUGUCUCGAGGACGGAACCAUCCUGCAUUUCGCACCCGAAAAGUACUUGCGUUCGCUCAAUUUAUCUUUGGAUGACGAUGAGAACCCUGUGCCGCUCUGGAAGGAUCGAGAGUGUCCAGCAAAGGUCGUCGAAUGGCUGCAGCCUAUCAAGGACGCGAUGGACUCUCUAGCGAGGAUCAAUCUGGACAGAAAAGAGUCGUUUAAGAAACAUCGAGACGAUGUUCUACUAACCGGUGGCCAGUUUGAAUUUUACAAGAAUCAAGGUAAUAAGCUGCAUGCGAGAAGAGUCAAGCGGUUUGAGCAUUUAGUUCAGGAUGAGCUUCCUUACGUUGUACCAUAUAUAUCUGGCCGCGACCUUCGCAGUCUGCUCUCCAAAUACCGUCUUUGA
Molecule: messenger RNA, 1125 nt
Organism: Torulaspora globosa
Lineage: Eukaryota; Fungi; Ascomycota; Saccharomycetes; Saccharomycetales; Saccharomycetaceae
Gene: RRG1
Product: Rrg1p
Exons: 1
Coding region: 1-1125 (374 amino acids)
Source: RefSeq, a predicted model, not a curated record